Molecule: messenger RNA, 1438 nt
Organism: Danio rerio (zebrafish)
Lineage: Eukaryota; Metazoa; Chordata; Actinopteri; Cypriniformes; Danionidae
Source: RefSeq, marked validated
GGAAGUAAUAACUGUUUUUAAACGACGGAUUACUGAGUAGCGUUUGUGCAUCGUGAAGAUAUUUCAGUUUUAGCAAUGUUCCAUAUUGUGGAGUUCACCGAUACAUCUGAAGUGGAGGUUGUGCCAUCUUCAUGGGUGGAGAAUGGGUCGUGUGCUUGGCCAUUUUACAAGUCAAUGGCUAAGAUUUAUAAUGCUGUCAUGAUGCAAGAAACUCCGGAUCAAUCUUGGGCAACCUUCGGGGUGCGGACUAUUUACACUACAGACUCAUACGGGGAAGCUCAACUUAAACUUCCAGAGGCAACUGUGAUGUCUGUCUCGCAGACAGAGGAGGAUGAUGGUCACUCGUCAUACCCCAAAAGAAACAUCAGUAGUGACGGUGAUGAAGAGAACUUAUCUGGAGGAAUGAGACGGAGGAAAAAAGUUAAAAAGGAGGAUCUUUUAGAAGUCGAUGCAGCAUCGCAAGUACCGUCACCACCAAUGACUACCGCAGAUGCUGCAUGUUCCAGUACGCCCUGGAAUAUUUUCAGUCCUUGUUCCAGAGCAGUCGGAGAUAAAGACAGAACCUGCUGCAACUCGUCAUGUCUCUUGCUACUGACUGAAGUGUUGAAGUCACAAGAGGUCAUAAAGCAGCAACUGGAGCUGAUUCUUAAAAAUCAGCAUAAACAGAAUGGUACUCUGCAGCAUGAUGACAUUACAGAUGCAAGCACAUUUGACCUUCCUCUGUCCAGUUUAUUUGAUUUGGAGAAGCUAGAGCAUCAGCUAAACGAGCAGCCUGAACAAAUGAAGAAGUUGGUAGCCUACUUUGGAGUUAUUGGUGGGUUUUCCAUUAAAGAAGCAGUGUGGCGUAUCAUGAAAAAGCUGUUGACCACCUCCCUGGCUAAACAAAUUAACUGGAGUGGAGCAAACCAAAAAGUGUCCUUCCGUGCACUCACCCUCAAGACUGUCGUAGUCCAUGCAGUGAGGUCAAAUAACCAUACGAAGAGCGCCACUGAUAAAGAGGUGGAAAAAUGCAUCACGAGGUGGCUACAACUUGCUCCUGAUAGGGAUGGAGGAAGGAGGGGAAGAGAGAAAGCCAAUGUGGCAAAUGCCUAAAUCACAAAUGUUUUAUUUCUUUUUUUUUAUUUUAUUCUAAAACAACAUUUUAAAUGCUUUAAGAUUCUCUGAUACUUAGCCAAUGUCUUAUAUUUUACAUGGGUGUUUUCAGUUGUUAAGCAUUUUAAAACUUUAUUGAGGUUUGAGAAACGUGUGUGUGUGUGUGCGCGUGUGCGUGCAGUUUCAAAUUUUUCUUUAAAUAUUCCAGUUUACUUGAUUUCUUUUACAGUGUGUAAUUAUUGUGCUAUUUUAUUGUUAUAUUGAAGUUGUGAAUUCUUGUGCACGGCAAAAUUCACCUUUAUAAUUUUUUUUUGAUAUUUGUGCCAUCCAAUAAACAUUAUUAUUU